UGCCAGACUCUGUCAAGCUCGACCCCACUCCUCCACCUGCCCCCACCAGCCCCGGUGCCACCCCAUCCGCAGCCCCGUGCAGUGGAAAUGGCAAGCGCGCCCCCUCUGGAUGCCAGCCGCAGACUUUGCUCCAGCAGCGCUACCCACCCCGAGAGGUACCUCCACGCUUCCGCCAGCAGGAGCAGAAGCAGCUGUUAAAGAGGGGCCAGCCUCUGCCCUCCGGGACCCCGCCGCCUCUCCUCGCCACGGGACAUCCCAACACUAGUGAAUCUGCAGCAGCAACAGUAGCCACAAACUCAUCUCCAUCCCGCUCCUCCUCCUCCUCCUCCUCAGCCAGCUUGCCCACAGGUCAGCCUAGACACUCAGUUGAACUGCCCCCACAGAGUGGCCAAGAAGCCCAGUAUGAUAACCCCUCUUGGGGACAUCUGCCAGCCAAUAGAAGUGCCACAAGUGCUGCAUCUUCCACCAAUCUCAGUGGCUGGGAUAAACUGAUCAUUGACCAGAAGGACACAGAGGCUUGGCCCUCUAUAACCCUCAGCCAAAGCCAGGCCCCUCCAAAAGGAUGCCCUUUGGACACUGACCCUGGUCACCUGACCAGCAGCAGCAGUAGUACAAGCAGUAGUUGUAGUACAGUGAGUAUGGCCACGGGGGCCAACGGUCAGACAGGCCACUUUCCUGCCAACCACCUUAGCAGCAAAGCCAACAGUGGGCCUAGCCCUGCCAAUCAUACUGGAACCAGCAUGCUUUCUAGCCAGGUUACAACCAAUCGUGGUUGGGGCUCUGGACCUGGACCUUCUCAUUGCCCCUCCCAAUCCUCAGUGGGGAAUGAAGMGAAGUGUGACAGCCCAGUGGGAGGAGGAAGCAGAGGCUGGGGUUCCUCUUCAUCAUCCUCCGCUAGCAACUUUAACUUGAACCUUAACCCCAGUGCUAACCCAUCUGCCUGGCCCAUGUUGGGACACGAUGGGGGAGGCAGCUCAGGGGGAGCCAACACCAUUUCAUCUCCUCAAACUACAACCAACCUCUGUAAUCCUCCUGGCCUCCCACCAACUCAGACCAGCACCUGUUCUGGAGCCAACACUAACAGCAAGUCCUCUGGUAUUGGCAGCGCAUGGGGUAACAUAAUGGCUUCUGAUGUGUCAGAGUCACACCCCACCCCAUCCACGAAUGUGUCUUUCAGUUCAGAACCUCAGAACCUUAAAACUGAUGGACCAAAUCAGACUCAAAAGCAGGAGCCUCCCAGCCCAAUCCGAAAAUUGCCUGGAUGGGGCAGUGCACCUGCAGGCAUGAGUCCUAUAGGACAGCCACCGCCAGGAGGUUCACAGGUCAAUGGAGAAGAUGAUAACUCUUUAUGGGGUAACAGUGGCAACUCAAAACCAACUUCAUCAAAGGAGGGACCUGGCUGGGAUACAGCCUGGGGCCAUGGAGGAGGUGGACCAGGGAACUCAGGAGGCUGGGGUGAACAGUCUAGUGGAGACUGGGGGAAGCAGCAUAGUGAAGAGACCCAGGGAAGCUGGGAUGCACCCAGCUCUCCUCCCCAGGAUUCACAAGGUAAUCAUUGGAGCAGAGCUGUGAGCACAACUGGUGCCAGUGAAGGUAGCAGUGACAGCAUAGAUGGAUAUUCCAGACGAAGAGACCACCCAUCRAGAGAUAAACCAGUUCCUGUUCUCCCUGCCCAGGAGCUAGACCCUAGGGUUCUGUGUAACACUGGUUGGGGACAGACUCCUGUGCGCCAGCACACCACCUGGGACAUGGAUGAUACUAAAAGAAAGAAUGAUGUUGGGACUGAAUCCUGGGGAUCUGGUCCAUCUACUUCAAGUGAAGCGCAGGGACCCUCAAACACCAACACAGGCCCUUCUCAGAGGACUGACAGUGGGAAUAAAAAUGAUGUGCCUGGUUCUCAGGGAGCUUCUGGUUGGGGUGGAAGCGUAGCUGCUACACACCUGCCGGGCUCUGGUUGGGGAGAUAUAUCCAACAAUGUUAAGCACCCGGUUGGACAUGGAAGUUGGGUGAACUCUUCAUCAGGAGGCACUACCAACAAUAUACCCAAGAAUGGUGGUCAGUCCUGGGGAGAGGAAAAAUCAGCAGGGUGGGAGGAUUCUCAAAGCAAGUCAACACCCCAGGGCUGGGGAGAACAACCCAAAACAUCCCACUCCUGGGGCAAUAGUGGUGCAAGCAAUACAGGGGAUUGGAAUGAACCAGAAGAGAGCAAGAAGACUUCCACAAACCCCGAUUGGGAAGGAGAAUCUGGAAACUGGAAGGAAAAUCAAAGAGACUGGGGGAGGUCGACUUCAGGACCGGGGAUGUCUGGAGCUGGAGGAAGUGGGGGCUGGGGUGAGUCAACGCCCCAGCGUCCCUGUGGUCCUCCUCAGGGCUGGAUGGGCAAGCCUCAAGAUGGGCCCAGCAGUAACAGCAGUGGCGGAGCGGCCAUGGGCUCUUGGGGUGGCUCAAACUCAGUGAAGCAGGGUGCAGGAUGGGGUGGUGGUAAACCAGAGUCCUCAAAUGAGCCUACUGGCUGGGAGGAGCCAUCUCCACCAUCAAUCCGGCGUAAAAUGGAGAUAGAUGAUGGGACGUCUGCUUGGGGUGACCCAGGUACCUACAAUAAGGCCGUCAAUUUAUGGGAUAGGAACAAUUCAGGAAAGACCCAGGCUAAAGUUACCACAGGAGGAAGUAAUCCCUCAGCAUCCAACAAUAACCACCCKCACUCUCACAAUCAUUCUUAUCAUGGGCCGCCUGCACCUUUACAGAAUCAUAGCCAAAACACUCAAAACCCAUGUCCCACCAGUGGGCCUAUGGAUCCUUCAGUGCAACACCAGUCUGGGCAAACGCACAUCAGAGGUCCACUGAUGGCUCAAGGUUGGGGAGAUCUACCGAGCUCCCACACCAAAUCAGAAAACUCCUGGGGGGAACCUGCACCCUCUCCGGUCAGCGUAGAUAAUGGCACGUCUGCCUGGGGCAAACCGAGUGGAAGCUCUGGUGGCUGGGGAGACGGCAACCCAGACAACUAUCGCAGGAGCAACCCAACAAUGACCACUGCUUCCUGCAAACCUGCCGCCAAACCUAUGCAAGAUGGAUGGGGAGGAGGAGGGGGAGGGGGAGGUGAAGAGCUCAGCCUGUCAGGGGGUCAGUGGGAUGCUGAGGAGGGAGACGUGUGGAACAGCACCGCCUCCCAGGAGAGCAACGCUUCAUGUAACUCCUGGGGCAACGCAUCCAAAAAAGCCCCUCAGAAGGUGAAAGUCCCCGGGAAGCAGGAAGAUGCCUGGAUCAUGAAACAUCUCAUCAAACAGCUGACAGACAUGGGCUUCCCUAGGGAUCCAGCAGAGGAGGCUUUGAAAAGCAACAACAUGAACUUGGAUCAGGCCAUGAGUGCCCUGUUGGAGAAGAAGACCGAGCUGGACAAGCGUGGGAUGGGGAUCGGRGGCCACGACUUCAACAACGGGCUCAUCAACAAGCCCAUGAGCUGCCCUCGGCCUCCGCUUCUUUCCAAAGACCCCUCAGCAGAUCCUCGUUUGCCCUUCAUCGAUAAGCAGAUGCAGAGUGGAAUGUUUGGCGGCAGUGGAGCAGCACAAGCCCGGGCCAUGCAGCAGCCGCAGCCGCAGCCGCCUCCUCAGCCACCAGUGCUGCCUCUCAGCUCCUCUCAYCCUAGUCUACGUGCUCAAGUGCCUCAGUUUCUCUCCCCUCAGGUUCAAGCACAGCUCUUACAGUUUGCAGCAAAAAACAUUGGUCUGAAUCCUGCACUUUUAACCUCACCAAUAAACCCUCAACAUAUGACCCUUCUGAAUCAACUUUACCAGCUGCAACUGACGUACCAGCGUUUACAAAUUCAGCAGCAGAUGUUGCAGGCACAGCGCAAUGUUUCUGGCCCCAUUCGACAACAAGAGCAGCAAGUUGCACGUACAAUCAAUAACAUGCAGCAGCAGAUCCAACAGCACCAGCGUCAGCUGGCCCAGGCCCUACUGAUGAAACAGCAGCAACAGCAGCAGACCCCCUCCCACUCGGGUCUGCACCCUGGUGGAGCCAAAUCCACCCUGGARACAUUUCCAGGUCACCCCCAGACUCCAGGCCUCCCCGACCUGCAGACCAAAGAGCCACAGUCCUCUCCCAACACCUACAACCCCUACGCUCUCUCUGGACUGAAUCCAAACAUGAAUCCGAACUGUAUGGAUGUAGGCAGUCUUCCUUUGAAAGACCCACCCCAGCCCCAGUCACGGCUGUCACAGUGGACACACCCCAACUCCAUCGAAAGCCUUUCUGGAAACUCCUCUCCUCUUGAGCCCAACUUAGGGAAGCAUGGUGCCAAUCUGGGCCCUCCGGGGAAGCCCCCUCAGAUGGACGACUCAUACAACCCCUACAACCUGAUGUCCAGCUCAGAGUCUCCCACCAGCCCGCUUGUUCCUCCAGAGAGCUGGGGGCCGAGCAAGAACAGCAGUGACAAGAUGACGAACGGGACCAACAUCAACUGGCCUCCAGAGUUUUGUCCUGGUGUACCCUGGAAGGGUCUACAGAAUAUAGACCCCGAGACUGACCCCAACGUGACUCCAGGCAGUGUCCCCAGUGGACCCACCAUCAACACCAACAUCCAAGAUGUCAACCGCUACCUACUGCGGGACAGGAGUGGAGGCUCCUCUCCCACUUCAUGUCAGAGCGAGGCUCUGCCUCCGUCCACUGAUUGGCCAGUCAGUGCCUACACUAGCUCGUUCAGUCUUUCGUCCCCAGAGAUGGACGAUGCAGGUAAACUGUCAGAGAUGAAAUCAACCUGGUCUCCAGGCCCCAUCGCUCARAGCCAGCCUUCUCUGUCCCACGAGCUGUGGAAGGUCCCCCAGGGCCCACGGAGCAGCACCACUGCGCCCUCCCGCCCCCCACCUGGCCUCACGAACACAAAGCCCUCCUCCACCUGGGGUGGGAACUCUCUGGGUCUGGCACAAGGCUGGAGCAGCUCCUACGCCACAGCAGGUACCACAUGGAGUACGGACAGCUCUAACCGGACCAGCAGCUGGCUGGUUCUGAGAAACCUCACUCCACAGAUUGAUGGUUCGACUCUGCGUACACUGUGCAUGCAGCACGGCCCACUCAUCACAUUCCACCUCAACCUGACACAGGGAAACGCCGUGGUGCGCUACAGCUCCAAGGAUGAAGCUGCUAAGGCUCAAAAGUCCCUGCACAUGUGUGUGCUUGGGAACACCACCAUCCUUGCAGAGUUUGCAGGGGAAGAGGAAGUCAACCGCUUCUUUGCACAGAGCCAGUCGCUCGGUGGAACCACCAGCUGGCAGGCCACUCCAGGCACCAACCAGACGAGGAUGGGGGGAGCCGGGUCCGGAGCCGCUCACCCUAUCGGCCACUCACCUCACUGGAACAACAAUAACAACGGCGGCGUAAGCGGCGGCAGUAGCGGGCUCGGAGCGGCUGGAACGAAAUCGGGAGGAGAGCUGCUUUGGGGCGGAGUUCAGCAGUAUUCCAGCUUGUGGGGACCCCCGAGUGGAGAGGAGGGACGGGUCAUGGGGAGCCCCACGCCAAUCAACACGCUGCUGCCUGGUGACCUGCUGAGUGGCGAGUCCAUGUAGGAAAAAAAACAACGACCACACACCGGAGCAAAAACCUUUCAAAUCAAUGUGGAGAUAAUCAGUGUAAAGACGAGGAGGAGGACGAGGCUUCAUUUCUGCUGCUUGGCUUCGUCAGCCUCCUCCGCUCUUUGUGUUUGAAAACAUUUCAGUUGCAGUUAUUUUGUGUGAAUCUCAGUGAGAGAUUUUGAUCGCAGUGUUCAACCUUUUGCUCCUGAAGACACAAWAAGAAGUCGUUAAUUUAUCAAAAAACAGAAGAAAAAAAA
This is a messenger RNA of Austrofundulus limnaeus, 5821 nucleotides long. It is a transcript of the gene tnrc6c1, whose product is annotated as trinucleotide repeat containing adaptor 6C1. Gene Ontology annotation, biological process: positive regulation of nuclear-transcribed mRNA poly(A) tail shortening; miRNA-mediated post-transcriptional gene silencing. The record is from RefSeq and is a predicted model, not a curated record. Gene Ontology annotation, cellular component: P-body; nucleoplasm. NCBI's taxonomy places the organism in Eukaryota, Metazoa, Chordata, Actinopteri, Cyprinodontiformes, Rivulidae. Gene Ontology annotation, molecular function: RNA binding; protein binding.